AUGGUUGUUCCCACCUUCGCCGGCAUGUCGGGACAGCUCUUGUCGCGUGCAGUUACUACAAUUGCGACACUGGAUGGUAUCAUGAGUGGUAUCAUUGACGCUCAAGCCUUCACUGAUAUCAUGACCGAGUUGAAAGGCAAUGCAACUAUGCAGGGCACCGUCACUGCUCUUUAUGAGAUUGGCUGUCUUUUUGGUGCCAUCUUCAUGCUCAUAUGGGGUGACUGGCUCGGUCGUCGCAGGGGUAUAAUCAGGGGUGCCAUUAUCAUGAUCCUCGGUGUUAUUGUACAGGUGACUUCUUAUGCCGGCAAGCAGCCUCUCGCACAUUUUACUAUCGGGCGUAUAAUCACUGGUGUGGGUAACGGAAUGAACACUUCUACCAUCCCCACCUAUCAGGCCGAGUGCUCUCGGACCUCAAACCGUGGUCUUCUCAUCUGUAUAGAGGGUAGUACCAUUGCCAUUGGUACACUGCGUUUCCCUAUUGCCUUCCAGUGCGUGUUUGGCUUGUUCAUUAUCGUCGGUAUGAUCCUUCUGCCCGAGUCGCCGCGCUGGCUUUUCACGCGUGAGCGCUAUGGAGAAGGUGAGAAAGUGAUUGCUGCACUGCUGGGCGCCGAACCGGACUCCCACGAGGUGACACUACAAAAGCACAUCAUUAUGGAUUCUAUCCGCGCCUCUGGUCAGAUGGGGAAGACCACCCCAAUGUUCGCCGUCUUUGCCGGUGGCAAGACUCAGCACUUUCGUCGUAUGCUCCUCGGAGUUUCGUCCCAGCUCAUGCAGCAGAUUGGUGGCUGCAAUGCUGUUAUCUACUAUUUACCUAUCCUCUUCAGAGACUCGAUCAAGCUGGAGGGAAAGCUUCCAUCUAUUCUCGGUGGUGUCAACAUGAUUGUCUACUCUAUCUUUGCCAUUGCUUCUUGGUUUUUGAUUGAACGGGUCGGUCGUCGGAAGCUUUUCCUCUACGGUACCGUUGGCCAGAUGGUCUCAAUGCUCAUCACCUUUGCUUGCUUGGUUCCGGACAAGGCCGGCCCAGCCAAGGGUGCUGCCUUCGGUCUUUUUAUCUACAUUGCUAGCUUUGGUGCUACUUGGUUGCCAUUGCCCUGGUUGUACCCGGCUGAGAUCAGCCCGAUCAAGACCCGUGCCAAAGCUAACGCGUUUUCAACAUGCUCCAACUGGCUUUUCAACUUUUUGAUUGUUAUGGUGACUCCGAUGAUGAUCAAAAAGAUUAAAUGGGGAACAUAUCUCUUCUUUGCAGCGAUGAACGCUUGCUUUUUACCCGUUAUCUACUUUUUGUAUCCCGAGACUGUCCGCCGUUCUCUGGAGGAAAUUGAUCUGAUAGUUGCUAAGGGGUUCUCGGAAAAUAUAAGCUAUUUGCGCGCUGCAAAUGAGCUACCUUUCCUUUCUGACGAGGAUAUUGAGUGUGUCGCGAUUCAGUAUGGAUUCGGUGCUGCGGACGAGCCGAAGCCUAAUGAGCUUAAUGAUAGCGCGGGGAAUACCUCUCAGACCAAGACUGGUUGA
Molecule: messenger RNA, 1509 nt
Organism: Penicillium concentricum
Lineage: Eukaryota; Fungi; Ascomycota; Eurotiomycetes; Eurotiales; Aspergillaceae
Product: Major facilitator superfamily domain general substrate transporter
Exons: 6
Coding region: 1-1509 (502 amino acids)
Biological process (GO): carbohydrate transport; transmembrane transport
Cellular component (GO): membrane
Molecular function (GO): carbohydrate:proton symporter activity
Source: RefSeq, a predicted model, not a curated record